Molecule: messenger RNA, 2422 nt
Organism: Myripristis murdjan (pinecone soldierfish)
Lineage: Eukaryota; Metazoa; Chordata; Actinopteri; Holocentriformes; Holocentridae
Product: G protein-coupled receptor kinase 5-like
Exons: 16
Coding region: 23-1777 (584 amino acids)
Biological process (GO): regulation of signal transduction; signal transduction; protein phosphorylation
Cellular component (GO): cytoplasm
Molecular function (GO): ATP binding; G protein-coupled receptor kinase activity
Source: RefSeq, a predicted model, not a curated record
ACAGUUUUUGGAAAAUUUAAACAUGGAGAUCGAAAGCAUUAUGGCAAAUAAUGCUCUUAUUAAAGCCAGGGAAGGUGGAGGUGGAAAAGGGAGAAGCUGGAAAUGGAAAGAGCUGCUUCGAUUUCCUCAUGUCCGCCAGUGUAUGGACCUGGCCAUGAACAUAGAACGAGACUACUUCAGUCUAUGUGUGAGGCAGCCUAUUGGCAAGAAACUGUUUCAGCUGUUCUGUCGGAGUAGGCUUGAUCUGCACGUAUACGCAUCCUUACAGGAUGCUCUGGAUAACUUUGAGACAAAAUCAGAUGAGGAAAGAAGAGAGUUCGGCAUCAGCAUCAUUCAGAGAUUCCUCAUGCGUCAGUCUAAGCAGCGUGUGGAGGUGCUGCAGAAGUAUGAGCAGAGCUGCAGACGCUCUCUGGAGCUCGACCCUUGUGGGGACGUCUUUCAUGACUGCAGAGAAGAUCUACAUCGAUACCUUAGUGGCCAUCCCUUCCUUCAGUACCAGGACAGCAUGUUUUUUGAGCGUUUCCUACAGUGGAAGAUGUUGGAGAGGCAGCCUAUCACCAAGCACACGUUUAGACAGUACAGACUGCUGGGAAAGGGCGGGUUUGGAGAGGUGUGGGCUUGUCAGGUGCGCGCAACAGGACAAAUGUAUGCCUGCAAAAAGCUGGAGAAGACGCACAUCAAGAAGAGGAGAGGAGAGUCCAUGGCUCUCAAUGAGAAACAGUUAUUGGAAGGGCUUGACAGUAGAUUUGUGGUGAAUCUGGCCUAUGCCUAUGAGACCAAGCACUCUCUCUGUAUAGUUUUGACCAUGAUGGAUGGUGGGGACCUGAAGUACCAUAUUCAUAAACUUGGUCCCCCCGGCCUUGACAGUGACAGAGUGCGGUUCUACGCUGCAGAGGUUUUCUGCGGUCUGAACCACCUACACCAACAGGCCAUAGUUUACAGGGACCUGAAACCAGAAAACGUCCUCUUGGAUCUCAAUGGGCACAUCCGUAUCUCUGACCUGGGCCUGGCUGUGAGGCUGUCUGAGGGGAACCUGGCGCAGGGCAGGGUGGGCACUGUGGGCUACAUGGCUCCUGAGGUGAUCGGUCGAAAGUAUUAUGGGAUGAGUCCUGACUGGUGGGGCCUUGGUUGUCUGAUAUAUGAAAUGACUGCAGGACAGCUGCCAUUCCGGGCGCAAGGCGAGCAUCCGAAAGUAUCAGAAAUGGAGAGAAGGAUUCAAACAGAGAAGGAGAAAUAUGACGCGAUGUUUAGCAUUGAGGUGAAGGACAUCUGUAGCUUGCUGUUGACCAAAGACCCAGAGCAAAGGUUGGGUUGCCAGGCCGCAAAGGAGAAGGAUGUUCAAUCUCAUCCUUUCUUCCAAUCCAUCAACUUCAGGAUGCUGGAGGCAGGACUAGUGGAGCCUCCAUUUAAACCUGAUCCCAGACUGGUGUACUGCAAUGAUGUGCAGGACAUUGAGGAGUUCUCGACAGUGAAGGGAGUCAGUCUGGACCAAACAGACAGUGACUUCUACAGCAAGUUCAACACGGGCAGCGUCCCUCUGACCUGGCAAAAUGAGAUGAUAGAGACGGGGUGUUUCAAGGAGCUGAACUUGUUUGGACCUCAAGGAUCUCGCACUCCAGACCUGGACUGGUCCCAGGCCCCUGGGAGUCCCAAACGCAGCCUGCUGGACCGCAUCCUCCGCAGGAAUCCUCCACCCUUGUCCGAAGACCAUGUCAAACAGUCUUUGCUCUCCAGUGAAGGCUCAAUGGGGUCAGGGCUGAUCAGCACUGCCCUCUAGGGACCGUGUCAGUAACAGCAGCUGCUCUGGUGCAGCUGGACAAUAACAAUAACUUGCCCCUGUUGGCUGGCAGAGGACAGUAAAGGCUACGCUGCAAAACGCAAUUGCCGAGGAGUGCUGCUACCACCAGGAAAAAUGUCUUUUGACCACUCAGGGUUAUGCCAUUGAUCUCAUACUUGCUUUACAGGUAAAAGAGCGAAGUAUAACUUCUGUUGUCAGUUCAGUAGAUGCAUAACAUCAGUAUAACUGGUGUUACGUUUUUCUGUUUGUUUUAAAUGAACCGCCAUAUGAGCCAAAGAUAAUUUUCCACAAAUAAGUUAGAGAAUCAAGUUGUCUAAUCUACCAGGGAGGUAUUCCAUGAUGCAGGAUUUGAAAGUCUCCUGAAAACUGGAAGACAUUAUUCUGUACCCUGGUGAUACUGAUUUGAAUGUGUAAAAUAGAACUUGAAUGAUUGAAUUGUUUAGGAAUACGAUGCAGUCGUCCUUAUUGAUGACUGCUAAUAAUAAACUAAGCUAAGCUGAUAAGUGCAAGAUUUAGCACUUUUUAUGCAUCAAAUCUGCAAAAGUUGAUAUUUCUUCACUGACGCUAAAACCGUUUUCACCAUCUGCAGCAUUAUAUAUAAAAAAAAAAAAAAUCGCUGAGCCA